Mesorhabditis spiculigera is the source of this 657-nucleotide messenger RNA. The record is from the annotation of a GenBank genome assembly. Lineage: Eukaryota; Metazoa; Nematoda; Chromadorea; Rhabditida; Rhabditidae.
AUGUUUACCCUACUCCUUUCCCCAGGGCCAUACUCCGCGGGUGUUCGCGUCCUCUACUCGACGUGUUGCCGACCGGAGCGUCGCGUAUGCGAACCUGGGCUGACCUGUCUACGCGCCACCGUCGACGCGCCGAAUUUAAAGUUUAUUCUGUCAGGCUGUCACCCCCCGGAAGACGGUCUCGUAGGCUGUGAGACUCACCCCAUCCCUCACUUCAACGCCACGCUCCGCCGAUGCGUCUGUAUGGACGAGCGAUGUCAGAGGGACUUUCCGAAGCCGAGCAAAGAUUGCGGUCCAACACCGAGUGUACCAUACCCAAAAGUGGACCCUGACGACAACCUCUUCACAAAUUUGAUCAACAAUAUUGAGGAAUCGGAUGAGAAACGGACAGAAAAUUCCGUCGAGUUCCGGUCAUCAGAAGAGGAGUAUCGGUCGUUGAGGGAACGGGAGAAGCCGGCGAAGACCCCAAACCACGAGCGAGCUUCAUCUGAGCGUGGCUAUCAGCCUUCCCCAGUCCAAAGCCCAAGCUACUACCGAAAAACGACAACGAACGAAAAAUUGGCAAGCCGAACAGUGACUAUACGUAUCACGCUGAAAAUUUGCGAGUACGAAACAAUGCUGCUUCCGCACCUGUUCGCCAAAUUUCAUGAAAAUCGGAUA